AUGUUGAAAACGGUACUUUUUCUAACAAUUAGUUUAGUGCUUUUUCCUUUGUUUACCAACUCGGUUCAAGAAGGUUCACUAUCUUCUAACUGGUCACAGAAUGGGUUUUUGUUUGAGAUACUUAUGGCAAAGAUGCAAUCUCUGCAGCAAAAUAUAUUUGAAGAAAAGGAACAACCUGUUUAUAGCGACUGCAAAUAUGUGCCAAGUAAUGCUUCUGGACUACAUAUGAUUCAGCCAGAGAAGCCAUUCAAGGAGCCGAUGACAGUGCUUUGCGAUCAAGAAUAUGAUUCCGGAGGCUGGAUUGUGAUCCAACAUCGUUUCAAUGGCUCAACGAACUUUUAUCGCAACUGGAAGGAGUACCAGAACGGGUUCGGCCAACUUGAAGGCGAGUUUUGGUUGGGUCUUGAUCGAAUCCAUCAGCUGACGACCUCUAAGCCACACGAACUCGUCAUAUUGCUCGAAGACUUUGAUGGUAAUAAGACAUACGCAAAGUACAGCCGCUUUGAGAUCGGUGGCGAAAGUGAACUGUACGCUAUAAACAACAUUACUGGAUAUUCUGGAACUGCCGGGGACUCUUUGGAUAGUGUUGCUGGAAUGAAAUUUUCUACUCUUGACUCGGACAACGAUACUUGGCAGAGUAGUUGUGCUGUAACAUACAACGGCGCUUGGUGGUAUUCGGCUUGUCAUAGAAGCAACCUCAACGGCCGAUAUCUACGGGGGGAGACAAAAGAAUAUGCUACGGGAAUGGUGUGGGAUUCGUUCCGAGGAUAUCAUUAUUCUUUAAAAUCUUCGAAGAUGAUGAUAAGACCAAUGUGUUAUGAAAAUAGUCGAAUUAUUAAUAAUGUUUAA
This is a messenger RNA of Anopheles bellator, 849 nucleotides long. RefSeq names its product ficolin-2-like. The record is from RefSeq and is a predicted model, not a curated record. The transcript is spliced from 3 exons. Lineage: Eukaryota; Metazoa; Arthropoda; Insecta; Diptera; Culicidae. The coding region runs from base 1 to 849 and encodes 282 amino acids.